Molecule: messenger RNA, 1041 nt
Organism: Drosophila grimshawi
Lineage: Eukaryota; Metazoa; Arthropoda; Insecta; Diptera; Drosophilidae
Exons: 3
Coding region: 107-739 (210 amino acids)
Source: RefSeq, a predicted model, not a curated record
CUGGAUUUGCAUAUAAACAAAGAUUAAUCGGCGGCUGCAAGGGUAUAUAGAAUUAGUUGUUUAGCUGGCUGGGAAGGCGUUAAUUGGCCCAGUUGGCGGCCAAAUCAUGUCCAGAGCGCUGCUGACGCUCGCCUACUUUGUGCUGACCUCCUGGUCCAUUGUGUUCACCGCCUGCGUUAAUAACGUGACUGGCACUGGCACCAGCUCGCCAGGAUCGGGCCCUAGCUCGGCGGUCAGCCUGAGCACAUCGCUGACCAACAGCGGGCACAUACAUCGCACGGCAGCGGCCAUUGAGCGGGUGAACAAACUCUGGUGCUAUGCCUGCGAUACGAUGGACGAUGGCCCCGCCUGUGUGGAUGUCCUCGAGCGCAACGAUACGACGCUAAUGAAGAAGUGCCAGGGCGAGGAGUUUAUCUGCAUGGUCAAGCGAUUCUCGUACACAACCAGCACUGAGAACUCGACCAGUCCGCCAAAGAUGUGGUCACUGGACCGUCGCUGUGCCGUUAACUGUGAGCCAGGCUGCAUUAUUAUUGGUGAGAGGACUAAGCUCUAUGCCUGCACCUCUUGCUGCGAGGAGUCCUUUUGUAAUACGGGCCGUGGCGGCGCCUCGGGUAUCUUUUAUCGCGAGGCAACGGGCAUCGGGACGCGCAUCUUCUGGCUGGCAGCCCCGUUCCUGGUCAACAUAUCGCUAAUGCUAUAUAAAAGGCAUGCCGGCCAUGCGCUCAUCCAGCUGCAGUAGACCCUCGACAGCGUGUGUACCUUAUUGAAUUUAGCCAAUCUAAGUAGCCACUAACUAAGCUCUCCAAUUGCUCAAAUCUAUUAACUAAAACAAUUCAACUCACCUUAAUGUAAAACGUUGUUUGUCUGAUUCCAUUUUGCCUAAUUAUAGAUGAUAUUCAAAUACGCACACAAAUUCAUCCGUGCAUUAUUGAAUAUAAAAUUAUGUACUGCUACAGAGCCAGGACAUUACUCGUGUGUAGUUAGCCAAUGAUUAUGGUGUGAUAAUAAAUGAAUCCAAGUGCCAGUCAGUACGAGUAUUUA